GUUUCGUAUUCGUGCGUUGUUUUACAGUUCUUGAUUUUGUGUAGCGAAAUGGUGAUGAAUUCCUAAACUGAUCAUACAACGCUUUUGCUCGAUGUGGGACUGCGCAGUGAUCGGUUGCCCGAACGGCAGGUUUAACGCUCAAAAAAGUUUGGGCCGUGUCUCGUUUCAUGUGUUUCCACAUCCCGUGCGUGAGUCCAAUCGCUUUCGACGAUGGCUUGCGCUGAUCAACAAUCCGCGGCUGCUGCGAAUGAACCCGUUGGGCGUAUUCAAAAGCGCCCGAGUUUGCCGUCGACAUUUCGGGCCAGAUUGUUUCAAUGGCGCGUGUCGUAAUUUGCUACCGAUCGCCAUUCCCACGCUAUAUCUUCCGGAGGUGCGGCCGGUAGCCUUGGUGCAACCGAUGGAUGCGGUAGGUGAUGAACUGGAACGGUUGCUUCGGGAAGAGCGCAGGCAGCAGUUGAAGCGUCAUGGCGCAGUUGAGACACCUUUCGAGGAUGAUUCGAACGAAAGUGGUAAACGACCCCGGAUAGGAGUUACUUUGAUGUCUUCCGAUGUGGACGAAGCAGACUGCAGCAUUGGAGACCGUUUUUUCGACCGUAUCAUUGCAUUUGAUGUGGAGGAAGCGUAUGACGAGAGAUCGCUGGUCAGCGAUUCAACGAUAUCGUCCGUAUGCGAUGGAAGUUAUGGAUUGACAAGCUUCACCGGGUUGGUAAUGAGUACAGCUGAACUGGAUACGUUGAAACAGGUGGAAAUACUAAACGAACCACCCGAGACGCUUUUGAACGAUUCACCAUCACCACCGGAUGAUCGUUCACGGGUACCAAUCGAAAAGGGCUACGAACAGCUUGUUAGAGAGUUCGCCAGCGAGGCUAGCAACGAUGAACAUGAGCAGCAAAUCCAAAGAAAGGAGGAUAUCGCGAGCAACAGUGAAAUCAAAACACUGCAGGAAGACGAUGCCACACAGGAGAUCGGAACGCAAGAAUUUCCCAAAGCUCCACUCAAUGAAGAGUUCUUCCAGAAGUGUCGUACGGAUUUUUACGACUGCCCAAAGAAUGUGCUCGCGCAGAAUGUGUGCACACGGAUAGAUCCCUUCGAUGCCUGUUUGUCGCGAAAAUCGCUAGAAAACACGCAACAUGUGUUCACGUACAAGAUCGAGAACGAAGGCAAACCGCUGACGAACCAGAAAAGUUCGGGUCGCUGUUGGUUGUUUGCGGCACUAAACUGCAUUCGCAUCCCAUUCAUCAAGCAGUACAAUCUGGACGAGUUCGAGUUCUCGCAGGCGUACCUGUUCUACUGGGAUAAGAUCGAGCGGGCCAACUACUUCCUGAACAAUGUUGUCGAUACGGCCAAGCGGGGCGAAGCAGUAGACGGCCGGUUGGUGUCGUUUUUGUUGUCCGAUCCGACGUGCGACGGUGGGCAGUGGGACAUGCUGGUGAACUUAAUCAACAAGCACGGACUGAUGCCGAAGAAAUGUUUCCCGGAGAGUUACAGCUGCGAGGCAAGCACCCGGAUGAACUCGGUCGUAAAGAGCAAGCUCCGCGAAUAUGCAAAGGAUUUGAGGAAGCUCAUCGAUAACGGUGCGACAGACGAUGAGGUGAAGGAUCGGGUGAAGAAGCAGAUGAACGAGGUGUACAACAUUGUCGGGAUCUGUCUCGGUAUUCCGCCGGAAAAGUUCACCUGGGAGUACUACGACAAGUCGAAGAAGUACCUUAAUAUUGGCCCCAUCCGUCCGAUCGAUUUUUACGAGAAGUACGUCAAGCCUUACUUCAACGUCGAUGACAAGGUGUGCUUGGUAACGGAUCCGCGCACGUCCAACCUUUACGGUCGUUCGUACACGGUCGACUGUCUCGGGAAUGUGGUGGGUGGCCGGCCGGUACUGUAUAACAAUCAACCGGUCGAACUGUUGCUCGAUUUGGUAACGAAAGCGCUUAAGUUUGGUGAGCCUGUUUGGUUCGGGUGCGAGGUUAAUAAGCGUUUCGCGGGCAAGCAAGGCAUCGAAGAUUUGGAUGUGCAUGACUUCAAGCUGGUUUUUGGAGUAGACAUUCAGACUACGAUGGAUAAAGCCGAUCGGUUGCUGUACGGCGAAUCGAUGAUGACACACGCCAUGGUGUUUACCGGUGUAUCGGUUGAUCCUAACAGCCAAAAGCCGACCAAAUUCCGCGUGGAAAAUUCCUGGGGUGAGGACCGUGGCGAGAAGGGUUACCUAAUAAUGACGGCCGAGUGGUUCAAGGAGUUUGUGUUUGAGGUAGUCGUCGAUCGCAGCAUAGUGAGCCAGGACGUGCUGGACGUAUUUGAUCUCCCGCCAAUCGUGCUGCCCGCGUGGGAUCCCAUGGGCACGCUGGCGAAGUAAACCUGCGGGCUGUAGCGACAAUUGUGGAUUGGUUUGAACAAGGCGUGAUGUGGUGUUUUUGUCUAACGCAAGGAAACACAUUCUAACGAUCGGGAGGCAUUUUUAUUCCUCCGCUCAAUUGACGGAAACAGUGUGUUCGCUAUCAAUAUAUAAUAAUGCAUAGAUACAACUGUCUAAGUAAUAUUGCAGCUUGUACAAAUACGUACGCGCACGUCGUUUAUUGCUGCUUCUUCGGCUGCUGCUGCUGUUUACUGUAACAAUGGAUGGUUUCAAACACCCUUUUGCAAAUGGAACAAUCACGCCAACGUUCAGCCUUUCCCUGGUACUGACGGUUGUCGGAUAGAGGACGACCUGCUAUGUUACAUCUGCUAAACACAAAUCUGAUAUACACAAUUAACAUUUAGGGAUAAUUUGAGCAAAUAUCCGUUUGAUAAGAGAUGGAAAACGAGAAUAAGAGAGGACGAGAAGGCGAGAGAGGGAAGUGUGAAUAACAAGAAUUAUAAUUUUUUUAUAAUGAAAAAGGAGAAAUAGAAUUUGCAAUAUAUUUCAAAACCUCUAACCAAAUCGGGUGUAACACCAC
Molecule: messenger RNA, 2927 nt
Organism: Anopheles moucheti
Lineage: Eukaryota; Metazoa; Arthropoda; Insecta; Diptera; Culicidae
Product: bleomycin hydrolase
Exons: 6
Coding region: 92-2347 (751 amino acids)
Biological process (GO): response to toxic substance; proteolysis; L-homocysteine catabolic process
Cellular component (GO): cytoplasm
Molecular function (GO): cysteine-type aminopeptidase activity
Source: RefSeq, a predicted model, not a curated record